AUGUCAACAAACGGAAGCAAUUUCCCUGCGUCGACGGACCUGGAAGCUACUUGGAAGUUUUUGGAGGAAGGAAUCGACCUGGUUAUGAACAAGUUAGACCAAGGGUUGAGCUAUAAAAAAUAUAUGGAAUUGUACACUUACCGCUUAUUCCUUAACUAUUAUCUUUCGUCAUUCGAAACCUCAAGCGGCAUUUAUAAUUACUGUACGAGCAGUCGGAUGAAUCAAGGAUUUGCUUCCGAACCGCUCUCUUCCGCUGGAGGCCAGGGCCUAGGCCAUAAUCGAGGUGCGAGUUUAAUGGGAAGCGAUCUAUAUAACCGGCUUCAGGACUAUCUUAAAAGACAUCUGGAUAAAAUAAGGAGGGACUCUGAACAAUACAUGGACGAGAACUUAUUACAGUAUUAUACAAAACAAUGGGAAAAAUAUACGACUGCCUCGACAUAUGUAAACCAUGUUUUCCGAUAUCUCAAUCGACAUUGGGUGAGACGUGAAAUCGAUGAGGGGCGCAACACAGUAUACGAUGUCUACACGCUCACCCUUGUCAGCUGGCGUGAGAAUAUGUUCAAACACGUUCAACGUAAUGUUAUGACCGCUGUAUUAAAGUUAAUUGAGAGGCAAAGGAAUGGAGAGACGGUUGAAACCAAGUUAAUAAAAUCAGUUGUCGAAUCUUUUGUUUCUCUCGGACUUGAAGAUAACGAUACCAACAAGUCAUCCCUAGAAGUUUACAGGGAACAUUUUGAGACAAUAUUUGUCGAUGCCACCAGAAUAUAUUAUAAGGCGGAAUCGGAAGAUUUUGUCAGCAAGAACAGCGUCACAGACUAUAUGAAAAAGGCGGAAUCAAGGUUGGCGGAAGAGGAAAGCCGUAUUAACUCAUAUCUGCAUCCGAACACCGAAAAACCACUCAUUAGCACUUGCGAGACUGUGCUGGUAAAGGAACACACGGACAUUAUGUGGGAAGAAUUCCAAAAUUUACUCAAUAUGGAUAAAUUAGACGAUUUGCAUAGAAUGUAUUCUCUUCUUUCGCGCAUUCCAGAGGGGUUAACACCAUUACGCGACCGAUUUGAGAAGCAUGUGCGCAGGGCUGGGCUUAGUGCUAUCGAGAAAGUUUCGGGAGAGAGCGAACCUAUAGAACCCAAAACGUAUGUUGAUGCUCUAUUAGAGGUUCAUAAAAAAUAUGCUGAAAUGGUGCAGAGUGCUUUCAGAGGAGAAGCCGGAUUUGUUGCUUCAUUGGACAAGGCAUGUCGUGAAUUUGUAAAUCGUAACAAAGUAUGUAUGACGUCAACGUCUAAAUCACCAGAACUACUUGCGCGAUUCUGUGACGCACUGCUUCGGAAGAGUGCCAAGAACCCUGAGGAGAAUGACCUGGAGGAAGUACUAAAUAGUAUUAUGACAGUUUUCAAAUACGUUGAGGACAAGGAUGUAUUUCAAAAAUUCUACUCUAAGAUGUUAGCAAAACGACUUGUAAAUGGCACAUCCGCAUCUGAGGAUGCCGAAUCUAGUAUGAUUUCCAAGUUAAAAGAAGCAUGUGGGUUUGAAUACACCUCGAAACUACAGCGUAUGUUUACAGAUAUGGGUCUUAGCAAGGACCUCAAUGACCAAUUCAAGGAACGCACACAGGAGACAGGCGAUCUAUCAGGGAUUGACUUCUCUGUCCUAGUGCUCGGAACAGCGUCAUGGCCUCUUCAACCAUCUUCUACAAAGUUUGAAAUUCCUGAAGAGGUUGAGAAAACAUUCCAGAGAUUCCAACUAUUUUACCAGAACAAACAUUCUGGAAGGAAAUUGAAUUGGUUGUUCCAUCUUUCAAAGGGUGAAUUGAAGACUAAUUAUUUAAAGGCAACGAAAACAGGAUACACAUUUCAGGUGUCAACAUUCCAAAUGGGUAUUCUUUUACAAUACAACAAAGAAAUAUCAUACACUUUUGAAGAGCUCUCUAACAGUACUGGAUUGACACCAGAUGUAUUAAAUGGACAGCUUGGAAUUCUAUUGAAAGCAAAAGUAUUAUUACAAACAACUGAUACUGGUGGGGCCAAAUAUUUAUUGAACUCGGACUUUAAGAGCAAGAAAGUCCGUAUUCAGUUGAAUCUACCAGUGAAAUCUGAACAGAAGAUUGAAGUGGAGGACACACACAAGACAGUUGAGGAAGACAGGAAAUUAUUGAUGCAGGCGGCAAUUGUACGGAUCAUGAAAACUCGCAAACAGCUCAAACAUGUAACUCUUGUACAAGAAGUUAUCGCCCAAUUGUCGAACAGAUUUAAACCAAAGGUUCCAGAUAUCAAGAAAUGUAUUGACAUAUUGCUGGAGAAAGAAUACAUAGAGCGCAUGGAGGGGCAUAAGGACACCUUCCAAUAUGUUGCUUAA
Paraglomus occultum is the source of this 2355-nucleotide messenger RNA. Lineage: Eukaryota; Fungi; Glomeromycota; Glomeromycetes; Paraglomerales; Paraglomeraceae. The record is from the annotation of a GenBank genome assembly.